Messenger RNA from Ceratitis capitata (Mediterranean fruit fly), 681 nucleotides. RefSeq lists its product as uncharacterized. The record is from RefSeq and is a predicted model, not a curated record. Lineage: Eukaryota; Metazoa; Arthropoda; Insecta; Diptera; Tephritidae. The transcript is spliced from 3 exons. The coding region runs from base 81 to 545 and encodes 154 amino acids.
GCCAGUUGGCAGUAAGAGUAAGAGUACUUUAAGUAAGAUUACUGAAGAUAGCGUGGAUUUAUUGCUAUUCGAGCCAAAAAAUGUUUAUAAACAAAACUUUAUUCGUACUCGUCAUUAUCGCCUGCACAUGUCUCUCAUUUGGCUUGGUCAGCAGCCUCAAAUGUUAUUCCUGCACAAGUGUGGAAGAUUGCAAAAAGGCUAAGAAAUUGGAAUGCACUUACGAUCUAGCCAAUAAGACCUUAUUAAAUCAUUUGAAUUUCUACUACUUGAAUGUGCCAACAGCGAACACAACAAAUUCCUUACAAUGCCUGAGGGAUUGGCUGCAGACACCCCAAGGACCUGUCGAGCACAAAGGCUGUAUUUAUAGCGGCAUUUACAGUUGCACGUACGCAGUGCGUCCACAAUUUCAACGUAACAGUACCCGCGUGUGUCACCAAUGCCAAAAGGAUGGCUGUAAUCCCGCUGGACGUGCAAACGUUAAUCUGCCAACAGUUGCUCUCGCAAUUAUGAUGCUACUGUUGUUCAAAUUUGCGUGGCGAAAGUGAAAAGGCAUGAAUCGAUUGUGAGUUCUUAAAGUUUUUCCAACAAAAUGCCAAUGACUGUUUAAUAAUAAAAAUAUAUUUAUUGUUUAAAAUCUUAUCUUAUAAUUUGUAAUAAAAAGGUGAUACCUUGCAAUGAGUA